AUGACGGACUCACAAGAGAACCUCCCCGCUCCUGCCACGAAUACCAACGAAAUGGAAAACCUCACCAGAGAAGUUGCGGAGGUUAGCCUCGUCAACGGGCUCACAAUAGACCAGAGGAUUGAGCUCAUCAAGUCUGUCGGCGAGGAGUGCCACACAGAGGAGGGUCUCAGACGGCUACUAGAGAAAAAGCCGACACCACCACUUUGCUACGACGGGUUCGAGCCCUCCGGCCGAAUGCAUAUCGCGCAGGGCAUUCAGAAAUCCAUCAAUGUCAACAAGCUCACUAAUGCGGGAUGUACAUUUGUAUUUUGGGUUGCUGACUGGUUUGCCCAGCUGAACAACAAAAUGGGGGGCGAUCUGAAGAAGAUCCGAGUCGUUGGACAAUACUUUAUCGAAGUUUGGAAAGCAUGCGGCAUGAACAUGGAUAAUGUCGAAUUUCUCUGGGCGUCUGACGAAAUCAACAAGCGACCUGACGAGUACUGGAGUAGGGUGAUGAACAUAGCCACCUUGAAUUCAGUCGCCCGCGUCAAGCGCUGCUGUACAAUUAUGGGAAGGGGAGAUGGCGAUGAACUUUCUGCAGCUCAGAUCAUGUACCCAUGCAUGCAGUGCGCGGACAUUUUCUUUUUGAAAGCUGAUAUUUGCCAGCUGGGCAUGGAUCAACGAAAGGUGAACAUGUUGGCAAGAGAGUACUGCGACAGCACCAAACCAAAACUCAAGAACAAACCCAUAGUCCUGUCCCACCACAUGAUGCCAGGACUGAAACAGGGACAGGCUAAAAUGAGCAAGAGCGACCCCUCGAGCGCGAUAUACAUGGAAGAUUCGGCUUCGGAGGUUAAAUCAAAGAUCAAGGGCGCCUAUUGUCCCGAAAAGACAGUCGAAGGGAACCCUGUCUUGGAGUACCUCAAAUACCUCAUAUUCCCUAAACUCGGCUCCCUUGAAAUCUCAAGGUCUGAAGAGAAUGGCGGAAAUAAAUCCUUCUCAUCCUACGAUGAGCUUGAAGCCGAUUUUAUGUCAGGGGCUUUGCACCCAGGUGACGUAAAGCCUGCAGUAGCAAAAGCAGUUAACGUCAUGCUACAACCUGUUCGUGACCAUUUCAAACAUGAUCCAGCGGCUCGAAAGCUCCUGGACCAGGUGAAGCGUUAUAAAACUACUCGCUAACAGCUUAUGACAUAAAUCGCUGUCGGUUCUGGGACUCAUAAUACCUCGUCUCGCAGAAACACCUACGACAAAGAUAAUUCCCGUACACCCCCCGCCCUCUUCCACCAUUUAAAUGGACGAAUCGCCAUUUGUGCGGCAUGUAGGCGGAUUUCAUUAAAAAAGGGUGCGUUUCAGAAGCUUGC
Chondrus crispus (carragheen) is the source of this 1340-nucleotide messenger RNA. Its product is annotated as Putative Tyrosyl-tRNA synthetase. Lineage: Eukaryota; Rhodophyta; Florideophyceae; Gigartinales; Gigartinaceae. The record is from RefSeq and is a predicted model, not a curated record. Gene Ontology annotation, biological process: tRNA aminoacylation for protein translation. The transcript has 2 exons. Gene Ontology annotation, molecular function: tyrosine-tRNA ligase activity; ATP binding. The coding region runs from base 1 to 1158 and encodes 385 amino acids.